GUGCCCAAGGGGGUCCCAAAGGGGUCCCAAAGUGUCCAUGGGGGGCCCAGAGGUGCCCGUGGGGGUCCCUAAAGUGUCCAUGGGGGUCCCAAAAGUGCCCAAAGGGGUCCCAACCGUGCCCAAAGGGGUCCCAAAAGUGCCCGUGGGGGUCCCAGAGGUGCCCGUGGGGGUCCCUAAAGUGUCCAUGGGGGUCCCAAAAGUGCCCAAAGGGGUCCCAACCGUGCCCAAAGGGGUCCCAAAAGUGCCCGUGGGGGUCCCAGAGGUGCCCGUGGGGGUCCCUAAAGUGUCCAUGGGGGUCCCAAAAGUGCCCAAAGGGGUCCCAACCGUGCCCAAAGGGGUCCCAAAAGUGCCCGUGGGGGUCCCAGAGGUGCCCGUGGGGGUCCCUAAAGUGUCCAUGGGGGUCCCAAAAGUGCCCAAAGGGGUCCCAACCGUGCCCAAAGGGGUCCCAAAAGUGCCCGUGGGGGUCCCAGAGGUGCCCGUGGGGGUCCCUAAAGUGUCCAUGGGGGUCCCAAAAGUGCCCAAAGGGGUCCCAACCGUGCCCAAAGGGGUCCCAAAAGUGCCCGUGGGGGUCCCAGAGGUGCCCGUGGGGGUCCCUAAAGUGUCCAUGGGGGUCCCAAAAGUGCCCAAAGGGGUCCCAACCGUGCCCAAAGGGGUCCCAAAAGUGCCCGUGGGGGUCCCAGAGGUGCCCGUGGGGGUCCCUAAAGUGUCCAUGGGGGUCCCAAAAGUGCCCAAAGGGGUCCCAACCGUGCCCAAAGGGGUCCCAAAAGUGCCCGUGGGGGUCCCAGAGGUGCCCGUGGGGGUCCCUAAAGUGUCCAUGGGGGUCCCAAAAGUGCCCAAAGGGGUCCCAACCGUGCCCAAAGGGGUCCCAAAAGUGCCCGUGGGGGUCCCAGAGGUGCCCGUGGGGGUCCCUAAAGUGUCCAUGGGGGUCCCAAAAGUGCCCAAAGGGGUCCCAACCGUGCCCAAAGGGGUCCCAAAAGUGCCCGUGGGGGUCCCAGAGGUGCCCGUGGGGGUCCCAAAAAUGCCCAAGGGGGUCCCAAAGGUGCCCAAGGGGGUCCCAGAGGUGCCCGUGGGGGUCUCACUCCCGUCCCGUAGGGUCCCCCCCGUUCUUCCUCCCCUCCCCCAGGCUCCCCCCGGGGGGUCCCUCAGCCUCUGCCCCACCCUCGGGGGGGUCGGGAGCAGGGACAGACCCCGGGACCCCCUUCGGGAUGGGGAAGGGGAGCUGGGGGGGGGUCCCGAGGCGGUUUUUGGGGGGGCUGCCGGGGUUGGAGCCCGGAGCCGCCCCGGGGGGGGAAGGGGGGGGGGGAUGUGGAGGGGGGGGGGUGACGCGGUGGCGUGGCUGGGGUGGCUUCGGUGGCUCUGCUGGGGCGGGAUUGCUGGGGUGGCUUUGCCACGUCGGAUUUGCCGCAGCAGCUCUGCCGGGGCGGCUUUUUUUGGGACGGCUUUUUUUUGGGGCGGCCUCGCCGGGACGACUCUGCCCGCGGUGGCUUUUCCAAGACGACUUUUUUUGGGGUGGCAUCGCCGCCUGGGCACCGUUCCCAGAGCCCAAUUCCUGCCGGGUUUGUUGCCCGGAGCGGGAGAUGGUUUCUCCAUUUCUCCACCGCGGCACAUCCCGGCUCCCUGGCGCUGGUGGCCCCUGGCUGGCGCGGUGCCCUCGGCCUCGGUGGCAGCUGCUCGGUGGCAGCUGCGGGCGAUCCGCGCCCACCCGCGUUCCCACCGCAUCUGCUGCCGUCGCUCUGCCGGGAGCCGGGGGAGGAGGGGGUGGCAGGAGGGUCCCCGCGACCCCUCGGUCACCUCUGGGUGUCCCCCAGCCUGCAACGUCACCAUCCACAACCGCUGCAAGGACACGCUGCCCAACUGCACCAAGGUGAAGCAGAAGCAGCAGAAGGCGGCGCUGCUGAAGAACAGCUCAGCCCUGCAGUCGGUGUCCCUGCGCAACAAGAGUAGGGCCGGACAGGGGCGGGUGACCCGCUCCCCUCUCCUGCGCCGCCACGGCGUCCCCGAGUGCAUCCUGCUGGUGACGCAGCGCAUCACCAAGUACCCGGUGCUCAUCGAGCGCAUCCUCAAGAACUCCAAAGACAACGAGGGGGACAGCGCGGACCUGUCGCGGGCGCUGCGCCUGGUGAAGGAGCUGCUGUCGGCCGUGGACGAGGAGGUUCACGCCUGGGAGCUCCGCGGGCGCCUCUGGGAUGUUUUCCGGCGCGUGGAUCCCCGCGCCAAGGUGCCGCUGCUCUGGGACAGCCGGCCCGGGGCCUUCGGCAGGGACGAGCUGCUCCGCAGGAAGCUGGUGCACAGCGGCGGGAUGCUCUGGAAAACGGCGGCCGGGCGCUUCAAAGACGUGCUGGUGCUGCUGAUGACGGACGUGCUGGUGUUCCUGCAAGAGAAGGACCAGAAAUACACCUUCCCCAUGCUGGACAAGCCGGCCGUCAUCUCCCUGCAAAACCUGAUCGUGAGGGACAUCGCCAACCAGGAGAAGGGGAUGUUCCUGAUCAGCGCCGCGCCGCCCGAGAUGUACGAGGUGCACGCGGCCUCCCGGGACGACCGCAACCACUGGAUGAAGGUCAUCCAGCAGGCUGUCAGCCUCUGUCCAAGCCGCCAGGAUUUCCCCCUGAUUGAGACGGAGACUGAAGCGUCCUUGAGGAAGCUGAAAGAGCGGAUGGAGCAGCACGACCGUCAGAUCGCGGCGCUGCUGGAGGACAAGGUCGGGAUUUUUGCCGACAUGCUGGCGCUGGGCAGCGGCUGCUCCGAGCGGAUGGAGCAGCACGACCGUCAGAUCGCGGCGCUGCUGGAGGACAAGGUCGGGAUUUUUGCCGACAUGCUGGCGCUGGGCAGCGGCUGCUCCGAGCCCCCCCCGGCCCCCCGCGGGACCCCCUUCCCUGGGGACCCCGCCCGGGGCCCCCGCGGGGACGUGCUGCUGCACGACGCCAUCCGGGAAGUGGAGUGCCUGAAGGAGAUUUUCACGGGAUGCAGCCGGGACCGGGACCAGAACCAGAACAACCCCCCCGAGGCCGAGAGCUGCCCCAGCCCCAGUGCCAGCAACGGUGACUCCGGCAGCAUCAACGGCUCCUUGGAAUUCCGGGCGGAUCCGGACGCUGGGCAGAGGGACGGGAAUGGGAACCAGGUCCCGCCGAGGGGAUCCCAGGAGGAGAUCAACCAGCGCCUGGUGAACCUCUACGGGCUCCUGCUGCGGCUCCAGCUCCACCUGUCUCACCAGGAGGUUCUGCUGGAGCUGCCGCUGCCGGAGGGGCUGCAGCGGCCGCGGCCGCGCCGGGGCUCGCAGCCGGCCGUGCCGGUGACCGGAGCGGCGGAAGCGGCUCCCGGUGCGGAGCUGGCGCUGCUGCAGCGGCAGCACGGGCUGCUGCAGGAGGAGCUGAGCCGCUGCCGCCAGCUCUGCCAGGAGCGGGCGCAGGAGGCGGCGGCGCUGGAGUCGCGGCUGCGGGACAGCGAACGGGAGCGCUCCCGGUUGGAGCGGGAGCUGCAGGAGGCGCGGGGGGCACCGGCGGGGCCGCGGGGACGGAGGGCGGCGGAGCCCCGGCGGAGGAGCCUCCCGGCGGGGGAUGCGCUGUACCUGAGCUUCACCCCGCCGCAGCUGAGCCACGCCAGCCCCCCCGCCGUCCUCCCGUUCCACCCCCCCGCCUUCCCCGGCGCCCGGGACGAGCUGGAAUUCCGGGCAACCGACCCCGAACGGCUGCGGGAGGGUGAGGACACCCUGGAUGUGCUCCUGGAGGAUGAGGGGGGCUUGGGGGGUCGCCACUCCCCCCCCGCCAGCCCCCGAGAUUUCCUGAGGAUGCAGGAUAUUCCCGAGGAGGUGGAGAACAGCCAGGAGCUGAAGGAGGGCGAUGGGGACAGUUAGGGACCUCCGCAGCCCCCCCAGCACCCCACGAUCCCCCCCCACCCAGGACACCCCGGGGGCCGGAU
Onychostruthus taczanowskii (white-rumped snowfinch) is the source of this 3915-nucleotide messenger RNA. RefSeq lists its product as uncharacterized. The coding region runs from base 38 to 3850 and encodes 1270 amino acids. Gene Ontology annotation, cellular component: cytoskeleton; ruffle membrane. Lineage: Eukaryota; Metazoa; Chordata; Aves; Passeriformes; Passeridae. Gene Ontology annotation, biological process: regulation of Rho protein signal transduction; positive regulation of neuron differentiation; actin filament organization. Gene Ontology annotation, molecular function: guanyl-nucleotide exchange factor activity; microtubule binding. The transcript has 19 exons. The record is from RefSeq and is a predicted model, not a curated record.